Messenger RNA from Strigops habroptila (Kakapo), 3066 nucleotides. It is a transcript of the gene PRRT3, whose product is annotated as proline rich transmembrane protein 3. NCBI's taxonomy places the organism in Eukaryota, Metazoa, Chordata, Aves, Psittaciformes, Psittacidae. The transcript is spliced from 3 exons. The record is from RefSeq and is a predicted model, not a curated record. The coding region runs from base 13 to 2949 and encodes 978 amino acids.
CGGGCACUCACCAUGGCUGCAGCACGGCUGGUCACCUGGGGGCUGCUCCUGGCUGCCGGGGUCCCCGCCGGUGCCCGGGGGCCGGUGCCACCGGGGCUGACCCCAGGCGGGACCCUGCAGCGGGGCAGGGACCCCUGGCACAGCCCAGCCUGGGGACAGCGGUGGCCGGGCCUGUCCCCAGCCUGGGAGGCCUCAGGGGAGCCAAGCAGUGCCGGUGCCCCCGGGGCCGAGCGCUGGCGGGGCAGCAGCCCCGUGCGCUGGUCCCCACCGCUGCGGGGGGGAGAUGCCAUCGGAACACCCCCGGAGAUGGAAACCACCGCGGGAGGCGGCGGCGCAGCCUUGGAUGUGGCAGAGGAGAUGCCCAUUGCCCGGCCAGGACAAGAGGCCAAAGGCUGGGACAGUCCCCAAGGGGGGACCUGGCCGCCCCAUGGCUCUGCACUGGGGACACCAGGCCCUGAGGUGCCCGUGGACACGGGGCCGGGCUCCUCGGGGCCACCCUGGACAGGGCACAGCGCCACUGAGCCAGCCAGCACGCCCAGCCCCCGGCCAACCGUGUCCACCAUCGCCCUGACCCCCACGCCGGCAGCAGGGACAGGGAUGGGGACAGAUGCCCACAGAGGGGGACAGCCAGUGGCGGAGGGACCCACAGCGGCCAUGGGCACACUGGUCCCUCCAGGCACUGCUCCUGUCCCCCACAUCAUGGGCAGGGGUCCCCAUACCAGCCCCGGGUCCGCACAGCCAUUGGGCACACAGCGGGACUUGGGGGGUCCCCCCAGCCCUUCCCCGUCUCCACUCGGCUCUGCCCCACGGCUGCCCCCUGCAGUCCCAUCGUUGGGGCUGGCUGAGCCCUGGACCCGGGCGCUCCCGUCCCACCAGCGCAGCACCCGCAGGGCCCCGCUCAGCCGUGGCACCGCCAGCCCCGGGGAUGCAGCCCCUCGCAUGGACCCUGACCCGAUGGGGCAGCGGGGACCCCAGCCCAGCCUGGGGGCUGCGCUCAGCACUGACCCUGCACUGCUGCCCCCCAACUCCAGCACCACGAUGGACUCCUCCGGCACCCCCGGCACAGGGCUGCUGCCUGAGGAGGACAUCGGGUCCCCACAGCGGGUCCGGGGUGCCGUGAGCAUCCCAAAUGUCACCGAGGCCACCCCACAGCCAACAGCGCAUCCCACCGCAGGGACAGCCGGCACCAGGCACUCAGACCCCCAAGGGACGCAGCCCCCUGCCCAUGGCACCGCAUCCCCCUCAGUCACAGCAUGGCGGGCAGCGGUGACACCACAACCAGCACCCCGGCACCCAUCCACACCACAGCCACCACAGCCACCGCAGCCAAGCCACCCCUCUUCAUCACCAGGGUCCAACGGGACAGGGCUGCGCUGGGCCGAGCUGCGGCAUCACCUGGGCUUCACGUGGGAGACCCACAUCUAUGGGGCAGCCGCCAUCUUCCUGCUGCUGGCGCUGGGCUGCGCGGUGGGGCUGGCCUGGGCGUGUGCGCUGCGCCCCCCCAACCUGCCCCACAUUCUAGGGGCCCACGGGCUGCUGUUGUGCGCCUGCCUGCUGCGGGUCACCUUCCUGCUGCUGGACCCCUAUGGGGCACGGAACCGCCUGCCCCCGCGGGCGCUGCUGCUGCUCAGCACCGUCCCCUUCCCACUGAUGCUCGGCGCCUUCGCCCUCCUCCUGCAGCGGCUGCAGCGCCUGGCGCAGCUCCGCCUGCUGCCGGCGCGGCUCCGGGGGCUGCCGGCGCUGGGGGCCGCGGCCGCGCUGCAGAGCGCGGUGCUGGGGGCCGCGGACCUGCUGCCGCCGCGGCUGGGCCUGGCGGCUGGGCUGGGGCUGCAGGCGCUGGGCUGCGGCGCGGGGGCGCUGCUGCUGCUGGGGGGGCUCUGCGGGUGCUGGCGGGUGCUGCGGGCACCGCACGACGACGCGGGGCGCGGGGCGCGGGCGCUGCUGGCGGCGGCGGUUGCGGGGCUGCCCGUGUGCGGGCUGCAGCUCUACAGCGCCCUGUGGCUGCGCGGGGUCCUGGGCGCCCCGGCGCGCUUCUCCCGGCCGGGCUGGGUGGCGCAGCUCUGGCUGCGGGCGGGUGAGCUGGGCACGGCGCUGGCGCUGCUGGUGGCCGCCACCGAGCCCCUGCGCUGCCGCUGCCACCGCCGCAGCCCCGCCGCUCACUCCUGCUGGGGCAAGGCGCUGCGGUACUUCUGCGCCGGCCGCAAAGCCGAGGCGCCCGAGUACCCCAACAACUGCUACGACUGGGCCGGCGGCAGCACCGGCGGCAGCGGCGCCGAGCGGGCACCGGCCAACGACAUCUCCAAGAGCCUCAUCCGCAACCCCGCGGAGCAGCUGCCGCUGCGGGCGCUCAAGGACAGCAACGAGCCCUGGGCGGGCACCGCCGCGGGGCCGGGGCUCAGCCCCAAGUGCCCCAACCUGGUGGCCGCCCGCUCCUGCGCCGCCUUCGAGCAGGGCUCGUCGCCGUCGCUGGGCGAGCUGGUGUUCCGCCCGCCGUCCCCCAUCGACCUGCGGCGCAGCAUCGACCAGGCGCUGUGCCGCCGGCACCUCCUGCACGACGGGCUCUUCGGACGGCCCCGCCGCGGCUCCGGCACGUCGCUGCGCGGCUCCCCCACACCCGCCGGCGGCGGUACCCCCAUCGCGGCGCGCAUGGUGAGGUGCAGCUCACUAACGGAGCUGCCCGGCCCCCGGCACCCCCCCGGCACCGUCACCAUCACCGUCACCGCCUCCACCAGCUCGCUGGACAGCAGCUCGCUGAAGAUCAGCUGGAACCCCUGGCGCCAUGGGCUGUCCUCCCCAGACAGCCUGCCCAUGGAUGAGGCACCCAGCCGGGCACCGCUGCUGGUGCCCAUCGGGACACCGGGCUGCGAACGGGACGGCCCCCGCGGCUCCCCGGCCAUGGCCAAGGCAAUGGACAGCCGGAGCCUCUCCAGUGACACCAUUGAGCUGUGAGGAUGGGCAGAGACUGGGGGGCGCAGGGCCGGGCAGGAGGGGGCCGGCUCCUUUUGUGCCAAACCAGAGAAAUAAAGAGCUGAUGCUGGGAGGAGGCCCCCCCCCCCACCGCCCCGA